AUGUUUAUGGCAAGAUCGGAAUAUGACCGGGGUAUCAAUACCUUCUCCCCCGAAGGCCGCCUCUUCCAAGUCGAGUACUCCCUCGAGGCCAUCAAGCUCGGCAGCACGGCCAUCGGCGUGGCGACGUCAGAAGGCGUGAUCCUGGGCGUGGAGAAGCGCGUGACGUCGACGCUGCUCGAAACGUCGUCGGUCGAGAAGAUUGUCGAGAUCGACCGGCACAUCGGGUGCGCCAUGUCGGGCCUGCAGGCGGACGCGCGGUCCAUGGUGGAGCAUGCGCGCGUCGAGUGCCAGUCGCACGCCUUCAACUACAACGAGCAGCUGCGCGUCGAGUCGUGCACCCAGGCCAUCUGCGACCUGGCCCUGCGCUUCGGCGAGUCCGCCGACGGCGAGGAGAGCAUCAUGAGCCGGCCCUUUGGCGUCGCCCUACUCAUUGCUGGCUACGACGAGGAUGGGCCGUCGCUGUACCACGCCGAGCCCUCGGGGACCUUCUACCGCUACGACGCCAAGGCGAUCGGGAGCGGGAGCGAGGGCGCGCAGGCCGAGUUGCAAAAUGAAUAUCACAGGUCCCUCACCAUCGCAGACGCCGAGACGCUGGUGCUCAAGACGCUCAAGCAGGUCAUGGAGGAGAAGCUCGACGCCAAGAACGUGCAACUGGCGAGCGUGACCCGGGAUCGCGGCUUCAGAAUAUACACGGACGAGGAGAUGGCCACUGUCGUCGAGCGGCUGCCGGCGAACUAG
Chaetomium globosum CBS 148.51 is the source of this 738-nucleotide messenger RNA. RefSeq lists its product as uncharacterized. The transcript has 4 exons. NCBI's taxonomy places the organism in Eukaryota, Fungi, Ascomycota, Sordariomycetes, Sordariales, Chaetomiaceae. The coding region runs from base 1 to 738 and encodes 245 amino acids. Gene Ontology annotation, cellular component: proteasome core complex, alpha-subunit complex; proteasome core complex; nucleus. The record is from RefSeq and is a predicted model, not a curated record. Gene Ontology annotation, biological process: proteasome-mediated ubiquitin-dependent protein catabolic process.